AUUGAAGAAAAUUUAGGGUUUACAAGGCCCGCCAAAUCCCCCAUCCGUACAUUCUCUCCUCCACCAUUCUCCGAUUCGCGAUUCGUGGGUCCUGAUUCAUAUCCACAUUUCUCCCGGUUCCGAUCUGGGUCCUCGACAAUGGCGUCGAGAGCUUCUCCGUCGUCCUCGGCGACCAGAUCGGAUCCGCCCAAGGAAUCCUCGACAUCCCAGCCGCGGGACAGGACUCCAACCACUAAGGAGAUAUCAGAACUAAUCGAAUCCCUGAAAACGAAAGUUGUAGCUGAUCGCUGCAUAUCCAUAAAGAAAAGGAUGGAAGAAAACCAGAAAAAUCUGUGUGGUAUUACCCAUAACUUACUGUUAUCCAUGGAAAGAAGAGUUAGCCGUACGGAUGGUAGUAAUGAUGGGAUGGAUCUGUUAGCCAAGAGGCAAAGAGAUACACUCGGCAUAAAAAGUGGAAUCGAUGCAGGCGAUGGGGAUAAUAAUAACCACAGCUCCUUAGGAGAUGCACAUGCCAAUUCAACCACGAUUCAAGGAUCAAGUGUCCCUGUUAAACUUUCUCUACGCCCAGUUAAGAUACCUGAACUCAAACGUUUGCCACCUUAUACCACAUGGGUUUUUCUAGACAGGAAUCAGAGAAUGACAGAAGAUCAGUCAGUUGUGGGUCGGAGGAGAAUCUAUUACGAUCAAAAUGGUGGCGAAGCACUCAUUUGUAGUGAUAGUGAAGAGGAAUUGGCUGAAGAUGAAGAUGAGAAAAGAGAUUUCGUGGAGUCAGAAGAUUAUAUUCUUUGCAUGACCAUUGAACAUUUAGGUCUCUUGGAUCCUGUUUUGGAGGAACUGGCAAACUGCUUGUCCAGGAGUCCUAGUGAAAUCAAGGCAAGACAUGAAGUGCUUAUGAAGGAAAAACAAGUCUCUAAGAAUGGGGAUUCACAAGCAGAGAACUCAUUUCUCAACAAGGAUCUCGAAGCAGCUUUAGAUUCUUUUGAUAACCUAUUUUGCCGCAGAUGUCUUGUUAGUAGCCUUGUUGUUCAUUCCAUUCUCAUGUUUCAUUUAGUAAGGCUAUUGCUUGGUGUUCCGUGUACAUUGACUUUUUGUUUGCUUUGUUCUAUGGCUGUGCAGGUAUUCGACUGCCGACUGCAUGGGUGUUCUCAGGAUCUUGUAUCUCCUGCCGAGAAACCAGCUUCAUGGAGCCCUCCGGAAGAUGAAAAUCUACCAUGCGGUCCACAAUGCUAUAAGACGCUUCUCAAAUCAGAAAGAAUAAUUCAUGGAAAUGGCACCAUUGGAGAGAAAACUGGCGUAUCGGAUGGUAUGGGUACAAAGACCACAUCUAAAAAGCUUGCCAGCUCUUCUGCGAGGAGAAAGCAAAAGCCCUGCCAAAGUGAAAGCGCUUCUUCUAAUGCAAAAUGUGCCCAAGAAACAAGUGACUCUGAGAAUGGACUUCAGCAGGAUACCAAUUCUAAAAAGAAGUUAUCAUCACCCCCCAAGGGUAAAGGUAGUGGGAGACGUGGAGGUCGAAAGAGGAAUAACAACCAAGCUGCUGAGCGUGUUUCUCGUAGGACUCGAAAGAGGCAAAAGAAGAUGGAAGCCUCGGAUACUGAUUCCGUUGCCAGUGGAAGUCAUUCACCAAGUGAUGCAAAACAUGCGUUGAAUCCAUGCAAAGAAAAUGAAGAGGCUACUUCCCUUUCUGGAAAGCAUGUAAAAUCUGGGAGCUGUGGGAAGUCUAAGAAGAAUGGACUCCUAGUAGAGAACACCAACUAUUCUACGAAGGAAGCAGAUGGUGAUUGUCGGUUAAAUGAGGUUGCUUCUGAAAUUGCUGCACCUUGUACCGAUGAAAAAGAAGAGUUUGUCGGUGAAAAUGCAUGCAUAGAGGAAUCAGCUGCAAAUAAAUCGUGGAAGCCACUUGAGAAAAGCUUGUUCCAAAAGGGUGUUGAGAUUUUUGGAAUGAAUAGCUGUUUGAUUGCAAGAAAUCUUUUGAGUGGUUUAAAGUCGUGCUGGGAGGUCUUCCAAUACAUGACUUGCUCAGAAAAUAAAGCUUCCUUCCAGGGAAGUGAUGCCUUAAAUAUCAAAGGCGCUUCAAAGUUUGAUAUGAAUGGAACUGUGGCCAAUAAUCAAGUGAGAAGGAGGUCAAGAUUUUUACGUAGACGCGGCAAAGUGCGCAGGUUAAAGUAUACUUGGAAGUCUGCUGCAUAUCACUCAAUUAGGAAAAGAAUUACUGAGAGGAAAGACCAGCCAUGCCGUCAAUAUAAUCCAUGUAAUUGCCAAACAGCUUGUGGGAAGCAGUGCAGUUGUCUGCUAAACGGUACUUGCUGUGAGAAGUACUGUGGAUGUCCAAAGAACUGCAAGAAUCGGUUUAGAGGUUGCCAUUGUGCCAAAAGCCAAUGCCGUAGCCGCCAAUGCCCAUGUUUUGCUGCAGACCGGGAAUGUGAUCCAGAUGUUUGUAGGAAUUGCUGGGUCAGUUGUGGUGAUGGUACGCUUGGGGUUCCAAACCAAAGAGGUGAUAAUUACGAGUGCAGGAACAUGAAACUGCUGCUGAAACAACAGCAGAAGGUUUUACUUGGAAGAUCCGAUGUCUCUGGCUGGGGAGCUUUCUUGAAGAAUAGCGUCAGUAAACAUGAAUACCUUGGGGAGUACACAGGAGAGCUCAUCUCACAUAGGGAGGCAGAUAAACGUGGAAAGAUAUAUGACCGCGAGAAUUCGUCUUUCCUCUUCAAUCUAAACGAUCAGUUUGUGCUUGACGCUUACCGGAAAGGAGACAAGCUGAAAUUCGCCAACCAUUCCCCAGAGCCCAACUGUUAUGCUAAGGUCAUAAUGGUAGCGGGAGAUCACAGGGUCGGGAUUUUUGCGAGGGAAAGGAUAAUGGCAGGAGAAGAACUUUUCUACGACUACCGAUAUGAACCAGACAGAGCUCCUGCUUGGGCCAGAAAACCCGAGUCCUCUGGUUCUAAGAAAGACGAUGGUGGUUCCGGUUCUGCUCCUCCUUGGCGUGGAAGAGCCAAGAAGGUUGCUUAGCAUAGCUUAGCAGUGGCAAUUCUCCAUUAACAACCGGAGUGAAGAGAACAACAUUUUCCCCUUUUUUGGUUGAAUUCUUUCUACAGGUAGUAGAAGCAACAACAAAAAAACAUCAAAAGGCCAUUCCAAACAUUUCAGUCUGCAUUUCGGUUUACAUUUUUAUUCAUAAUUGAGACUAAUCCAAUUUCGUUCCUUUGAUUCAAA
Messenger RNA from Tarenaya hassleriana, 3210 nucleotides. RefSeq names its product histone-lysine N-methyltransferase CLF. Gene Ontology annotation, molecular function: protein binding; histone methyltransferase activity. The transcript is spliced from 17 exons. The record is from RefSeq and is a predicted model, not a curated record. Gene Ontology annotation, biological process: chromatin remodeling. Gene Ontology annotation, cellular component: PcG protein complex. NCBI's taxonomy places the organism in Eukaryota, Viridiplantae, Streptophyta, Magnoliopsida, Brassicales, Cleomaceae. Bases 139 to 3006 code for a protein of 955 amino acids.